UCAACGAAGCGUUAUCUUUGUGUCAAAACAGGAAGUAAAUAUUGAAGUUUAAAAUGGCGUCUGGUGGGAGUGAACAUUCGUCCGACGAGAUUUUUAAUUUCAAAUGUUUGCCUUGUUUGGACGAUAAACGAAAUAGAGAAGCUGCGAAAUACUGUGUGGAAUGUCAGGGAUACUAUUGUCAAUCAUGCGCCGACAUGUAUCACAAAAUGCCGGGAUUAAAGAGUCACACAUUUUUGGAUCAGACAAAUUACAAGUCGUCAAGUGGCAUCGGAGGAUUGCCAGCAAUACCCACUCAGAGAUGUAGCGUUCAUGAGACAAAGAUAGUAGACAUGUAUUGUGGUAAUCACGACGAGGUUGGUUGUACAACUUGCAUGGCGCUAAUCCACAGGUUGUGCUCUGGCGUAAAGUCAAUUCCGGAUAUUGUUGACAAAGCACACAACACACAAGACAUCAAAAAGUUAAACGAAAAAUUGAAAGAUUUAAAAAAGUUGAAAGAAAAAUUAAUUGAUACUAAACGAGCUCAACGAGAAGAUUUAAAGGAAUCUAAAUUUGAUGCGAUAAGAGAAAUUAAAAACUAUCGUGAAGAACUCGACGUCAUCUUAAACAACAUCGAGGAAGACUCGAUAGCCGAGGUUGAAAAAAUAUUUCAAGAAGUUGACUCGGAGCUUUUCCAAGAGAAUACAGUUACAGAAGACGAAAUAGCUCGCCUUGAACAAUUGUUGAAUGAUUUGAAACAAUCAGAGGGUAACAAGGCCCAGCAGUUUGUGUCAAUGAAAAUAUCUUCUUCAUACAUUUCAAAGAUGAACGACGCAACUUUUCCCGAAAAAUCCAGUUUUGAGACGAGGAUUACUAUCAAUGUUGAUCCUAAGAUAAAAAGCACUCUUCAAAAUCUCAAAACGUUCGGACGUGCUCUAAGACCAUCAACAAAAACAAAAGUCUGGACAGUGGAAUGUAUUAAAGAUUUAGAUAUCCGCCUUCAAUCUGAAGUGAAUACAGUUGUGUAUGGAACAUGUUUAACAACAGAUGGAUUCUUACUUAUUGCUGAUUGUCAAAAUAAAAAACUAAAGCGUGCAGAUAUACAAAAUAUGAUUGCAAAAGAAUAUUGUUCACUUCCUGGAUCGCCAUGUGAUGUGUGUUGUACAAGUGAUACUGAAGCUGCAGUCAGUUUGAGCGAUAAAUCAGUUCAAUUUGUCGCUCUAAACAGCCAGCUUCUACUCACAAGAAAUAUCAAAUUUAACCACAUGUGUUUGGGCAUUGCAUGUAACGAUCAGAAACUGUAUUUAACUGACAAUGGUAGCUCCUUAUACAUGUAUGAUUUAACAGGUACUUUUUUGCAAGUUGUUACUCAAGACAAUAAUGGAAAGAAUAUAUUCUCCUGCACGCGACAUAUUGCUUUUAGUGAUGUGGAUGAUAAAAUGUUUGUUGCAAGUUGGAAUGGUCUUAUUUCCUUGGACGGAAAAGGGAAUUACUGUCAGACAUUUACUGAUCCUGAAUUGAAGUCUGUGUCAAGUGUUUGUACCAAUGGAAUAGGAGCUUUGUUUGUAUCCGGGUAUAGUUCGGAUAAUGUAAUACAAUUUGACAGCAGUAUGAAGAAAAUGGGCGAAGUCAUUAAGCCAUCAGAUGGAUUAAGAAAUAUUUAUUCAGUUUGUUUUGACAAAAGAAAACGUGCAUUAGUUAUUACAGGAGACAGAUGCAAUGUUGUCAAAGUUGCUUUUUUGAAGUAAAAUUUAUUUCAACUUGUUGAAUGUCAGUAAAUGCAGAGGAAGGAACAUAUAUAUUAUUACUAUCCUUAUUUUCGUUAAUAUUAUAUUUCCUUUACAAAGGUGCGAACUAUAUUUGUCCGUUUUCAAAAGAAUAUGUAUGCUCAAUGUGCUCAAAAACGUUCUAUUUAUAUAAAAAAAUGGCAAAGAAAUGGUAAUUUCUCAAAUUUUAAGAAGACCGUUUAAAAUGUAAUCUGAUGCACCUUCGUAUAUAUACCUUUAUUAAUUUAAUCAUCGUAAAUAUUUGUGUUGAAAAGUAGCAUUCUAAAAAAGUAUAGAUGAUCUCGAAAGCCAUGUAUAUUGAAACAAAUGGGUUUCUGUAGAUCUUUUAAAAUGAAACAAGCCAAAAUGUACAAAAUAUUUAAUACUGUGAUUUGUUUUCAUAAAAACUUGGAAAAAACUCUAAUCAUCCCUUGCCUCACCUUAUCUUAAAACGAUGCAAAGAUUUUUGAUAUGUCUAUAAUGUAAUAAAGCACAUUGAUACCAUACAAAAAUAAAAGUCUUGAAAAUGGGAGAUCAUUCGAGAGAAAUACAAAACACUAUCAAAAAGGUCAAAUUUCAGAUUCAGAAAAUUGAAAAUUUAUCUCGAAUUAAAACAAGAACACAACCUACAAAGAACCAUAGUUCUUUGAUAAAACAGUGAGCAUUUUUUUGAAAAUGAUAGCAUUUUUCUUCAUAUUGCAGUUUCUCAUUUCCAUAUAUUAUCACCAUAAAUGUGACCAUGGGCGACUCACAAAUAAAAGUCAAAUUAGUC
This is a messenger RNA of Ruditapes philippinarum (Manila clam), 2514 nucleotides long. RefSeq lists its product as uncharacterized. Gene Ontology annotation, biological process: positive regulation of DNA-templated transcription. Bases 54 to 1724 code for a protein of 556 amino acids. NCBI's taxonomy places the organism in Eukaryota, Metazoa, Mollusca, Bivalvia, Venerida, Veneridae. Gene Ontology annotation, molecular function: ubiquitin-protein transferase activity. Gene Ontology annotation, cellular component: chromatin; nucleoplasm. The transcript is spliced from 2 exons. The record is from RefSeq and is a predicted model, not a curated record.